AAAGAUGUGUGUGUGUGUGGGUUGGGGGGGCGUGUUGCGUUGCGGUUGUCCUGGAACUGGGAACGCCCUCAACCCCACUUCUCUUUACUGCUCACGGUUCCUCAACAUUCCUCCCCCAAAUCUCCAUCUCUCUCCCUUUCCAUCUGUUGAUUUCUUCAUCUCAGAAGAGAAGAGAAGAGGAGUUUUCGUAGCUACCCGCUCCUCCUCUGUGCAUCUCAUCUUAUCACCACCUCUUCCUUCUAUUUCUAGGCAUCUCUCUGCUUGGUUAUCCUUCGAACCAGUCCAACAACUGCGAGCAGCGCGCGUGCACACGUUUUGUUGUUGUUGUGUGACAUGGCCAAAGAGUUUGAUGAUGGAGGGCUUUGGCUGCCUUCUGAUUUCCUCUGCGACGAGUUCGUUCUCAGUGGAGGAGGAGGCAAGGACGGUGGGGGCGACUUUGCCGCGGCUUGCUUUACGGGCGAGUUCUCUUUUGGGUUUGGCUCAAAUCUGGACUCUCCUGUGGAGUCGGUGACAGAGACGGAAGAGAGCGACGAGGAAGAGGACCACAUCGCCGGGCUCACGCAGCAGAUGGCUCGUUACUUCCUCCAAGACGAGGACAAGGAUGCCUCCGGUGGUGCAGCGGACGACGCAAAGGCCAUGGCACGCUCGCCCCAGUCAACGCUGUGCGCGUGGUCCACCGCCUCCAACAAGGGGAGCUCGAACGGCCCGUCGCUCGUCUCUUCGCCGCCAUCCACGUCUCCGAUGAAGAAGCAAAACAAGGAUCCCGCUGACCUGCUCUACGAAGCCGCGGGGCAGGUGAUUCGGAUGCGGAGCAACGAUCUUGGCCGUCGCGAGAGUCUCUACGACCGCGGGAUUCUUGGCGCGCCGAUUAAACCCACCCUGGCGGCGUCGGUGGCUUCAGAGAACGCGAGCUUUGGCUACCAUGCGACCGGUGCCGUCACUCCCGUUCUCACGCAUCAGCAACUGCAGGCAACACAAUUUCACCAUCCGAGGCAGCAGCAAACGAUGAAGCAGCCGCUGUCGGUGGCCUGGGGAACGCAGAGCAAAGCCAGAGGCGGUGGCCGGCCCUUGGAUCUAUCGCCCUCCGCGUGGCCACCUCUCCGAAAACCGCCACCGCAGCAGCAGCAACCACCGCUUCCAGGGUCCGGGAUGCGGGCCGUGUUCCUCCACAACGCCGGCUCGCGGAAGGAGUCCGCCGGGACCGGCGUCUUCCUGCCGCGGACGGUUGGCAAGAAGCUCGAGCCAAGGAAAAAGACCGGCUGUUCAACCGUGCUGGUUCCCGAUAGGGUGGUUCAAGCUCUGAACCUGAACCUGAAGGAGUUCGCAGCACAGCCACGCUUCCCCGGUGGCUUUGUUCUGACUCAUGAUGCCCUUGUUGGGCGAAGCAGUGCGGGGCUAUCACAUCAGAGAAGGAAACACAACCUAACUGCCUCGCCGACGCCUGAUGCAGCAGUGGCGACGGCAGCAACCCAUGAUAUCGGCCUCCCUCAGGAAUGGACCUACUGACCCAUCUCACUUACACCAACUUACUGCAGUCUUGGUGCUUGCAAUAGUUUUUAUGAUAGGGAGUAGGAGAAGAAAUUAUGAAGAAUAUAUAUAUAUAUAUAUAUAUAUAUAUAUAUAUAUAUAUAUAUAUAUAUAUAUAUAUAUAUAUAUAUAUAUAUAUAUAUAUAUAUAUGUGGCAUAAGCAGCAGCAGUAGGGAAUUUAUAAUGGAUUUAGGAAGGUGGCAGCGCAGCAGAUUUUGGCGGGGGAUGCAGGGAUGGAUCGCAGGGUGUGAAGAAACAAUAAGCGGUGGCUGUCUUAUAUUUGGAAUCCUUUAGUUUCGCAAUAAGGAAUUCCAAGCUCUCUUUCACCUACGUCCAGCUUGAUAGUCGUCAUCAAUCACCCCCCUAAUUCUCUCUCUCUCUUUCUCUCUAGCAGCCUAUGUGUGUGUGACGGAGCGCAAGAAAUGUGCUGGUCGCUAAGAAAUAAGCAGGGCUCCCAAGUUCGUUAGUUCUUUGCCGAGUCUCGAGUCUACUCUCUGGAUGUGAAGAAAGCUAUAUAAGAUCAUGGUUUGCGGUUUGCAUGUUUGGAAAUAAAAAUGUAUCGAUUGUAAUCAAGUGUUAAUGAAAUAUUGUAUCUGCGUUCGAAUUA
Molecule: messenger RNA, 2134 nt
Organism: Musa acuminata AAA Group (dessert banana)
Lineage: Eukaryota; Viridiplantae; Streptophyta; Magnoliopsida; Zingiberales; Musaceae
Exons: 5
Coding region: 334-1506 (390 amino acids)
Source: RefSeq, a predicted model, not a curated record